AUGGGAUUGGGAUCUUCUGAUUCUUCAAGUGAUGACAACAUCGACAACACCAACCUCAGCAACCCUUUGUUGGUCUCUGAAUCUCAUUAUCCUAAAAGAACAGGGACUGUUUGGACAGCAGUUGCACAUAUAGUGACAGGUGUCAUAGGAUCUGGAGUGUUGUCUCUUCCAUGGAGUAUUGCACAACUUGGUUGGAUUGUCGGACCAAUCUCCAUUCUUUUUAUUGCUUCUUCAACUCUCUUUUCUGCUUUUCUUUUGUGUAACACUUAUCGUUCUCCUAAUCCUGAAUAUGGUCCUCAUAGAAGUGCUUCCUAUCUUGAUGUUGUCAAUUUUAAUUUAGGAGUUGGGAAUGGACGAUUAUGUGGCCUUCUUGUGAAUAUAUGUAUUUACGGUUUUGGAAUUGCCUUUGUCAUUACAUCAUCUAUCAGCUUAAGAGCAAUCCAAAACUCAAUUUCUCAUCAUGACAAAGAGAAUGAACCAACAAGUGAAUUUGCAGAUGCAUUUUAUAUGCUGCUUUUUGGGAUUCUCCAAAUUCUUCUCUCGCAGAUACCAAAUUUACAUGACAUCAAUUGGCUAUCAGUUGUCGCUGCGAUUACGUCUUUUGCUUAUUGUUUCAUAGGAAUGGGACUUGCCAUCAUGCAAAUCGUGGAAAAUGGAUAUGCCAAGGGUAGUAUAGAUGGAAUCAGUACCUCUAGUGGAAUGGAGAAGUUGUGGUUGAUUUCCCAAGCGCUUGGUGACGUGUCAUUCUCGUAUCCUUUCUCGACUAUUAUGAUGGAAAUACAGGAUACUUUGAAGACGCCUCCGCCAGAAAACCAAACCAUGAAAAAAGCCUCAACCAUAUCAGUCUCUAUCACAACAUUCUUUUACCUCUGUUGUGGAUGUGCCGGAUAUGCUGCAUUUGGCGAUAAUACACCGGGAAACCUUUUAACAGGAUUCGGAUCCUCAAGGUUUCAAUGGCUUGUGAACUUCACAAAUGCUUGUAUUGUGAUUCACCUAAUUGGUUCGUAUCAGGUAUACUGUCAGCCACUGUUUGGCAAUGCCGAGAGUUGGUUACGUUUUAGAUUCUCCGAGAGUGAAUUUGUGAAUCACACGUAUACGUUGAAACUCCCAUUGCUGCCAGCUUUUGAACUAAGUUUUCUCAGCUUAUCAUUCAGAACUGCUUACGUGACAUCAACCGUUGUGAUUGCAAUGAUCUUUCCUUACUUCAACCAGAUUCUCGGAGUUUUAGGUAGCAUAAGCUUCUGGCCGUUGACAGUAUAUUUUCCAGUGGAAAUAUACUUGAGUAGGUCGAAUACCGAUUCAUGGACUGCUAAGUGGAUUAUGCUUCAAACUUUCAACAUUUUUGGACUUGUAUUUGGAUUGUUCACUCUCGUUGGAUGCAUUAGAGGAAUCGUUACCGAAAGAUUAGGCUAA
Messenger RNA from Lathyrus sativus (Indian pea), 1413 nucleotides. The record is from the annotation of a GenBank genome assembly. Lineage: Eukaryota; Viridiplantae; Streptophyta; Magnoliopsida; Fabales; Fabaceae.